AGAGAAAAGCGAAAAUCAAAAACACCCCUUCAAGCACGGGAGAGGGACGUUUGGCCCACAUGGGCUCCCACGAAAAAAGAAGGCACUCACGCAUGGUAUGCGUCGUCCCUGCGAGGAGGCGUGCGGGUGUGCGGUAGCCCCCGGAAUCAGCAAGCGGCGAAGGCCACGGCGGCCGCGAGCGGCCGUAGCAACGUCGCAAGCACAAACGAACCGACGGAGGCACUGCUCUGUCCGCGUGUGUCGGAAUCCUGCCCCCAGUGGCGCUGGCUGCAUUUGGGGCCCCGCCAGCCCCGCCGGCGGAAGCGGUGCGGCUGGACGCGUCGGAGCGGCCCUGCUAAGCUGCGGACGCUUGCGACCCUUCGGCCUCACGCGGCUGAUCGGGUGCCGCGGCGCCUCGGUCUCCCUCCUGCAGCGGCUGCUCCCCACCACGGCUUUGGGGCGCUGCUUCGCCCUCCCUCUCCUCCGCCCCACUUGCACUCACCCCAGCUGCGAGGUCCUCGCUUCCGCGGUCUCGCCCUGCAACUCUGCGCCCUUCGGGCCUUCUGCCUUCGUCCCCAGUUUGCCCCCCGCAGCGAAUCCCUUCGCGCCCCCUUCGGGCCCAUCCGUGUGCACGACUCCCGCGGCUCCCCUGGGCGUUGA
This is a messenger RNA of Trypanosoma conorhini, 639 nucleotides long. RefSeq lists its product as uncharacterized. The record is from RefSeq and is a predicted model, not a curated record. The annotation marks the transcript as partial. The transcript has a single exon. Lineage: Eukaryota; Euglenozoa; Kinetoplastea; Trypanosomatida; Trypanosomatidae.